AUGGGCUUCCUCGCUACCUCACCGAAUGCCAGUUGGAGGCACAAUUGCGAGGAAAUCGGAAAUCCAUCUUGCAAGUCUGCUAGAGACAAUUCUAGACCAAGAGCAGUUGCAAUAUAUUUGGUUAAAUGUUCACAGCAAAUUGAACAUAUCGUGGAAUUAGUAGGUGAACAUCGUGACAAAGCGGAGAAGACAGUGGAAGCUAUCAUGAAAGAGAUGGAAGCAAUUGGCAUGGAAUUGGAUGUAGAAAUACGUGUGCCCCGAUUAACAACAAAACAGUCAUUCCGUAUCAACCCACCAGUGUCAACACCUGAACAGUACUUCAAAAUAUCUGUUUUAAUACCCUACUUAGAUUCUUUCUGUAAUUCUUUGAAGGAGGGAGCGUUUCAGCGGGAAGCAAGGACCGGCCUUCGAACUACAGAAUCUUGCAAUUUUCUGGAGCAGCAAUAG
Molecule: messenger RNA, 447 nt
Organism: Psylliodes chrysocephalus
Lineage: Eukaryota; Metazoa; Arthropoda; Insecta; Coleoptera; Chrysomelidae
Source: the annotation of a GenBank genome assembly